Messenger RNA from Durusdinium trenchii, 2090 nucleotides. The record is from the annotation of a GenBank genome assembly. Lineage: Eukaryota; Dinophyceae; Suessiales; Symbiodiniaceae.
CCAGGUCAUUCGAGGUUCCUUCCAAGUUCAAGAAUAUGAUGUUCUUGUUCUUUUUCUUCGCGGUCGGUGUUCGAUGUUGCAGAUGAAACCCUGUCGGAUUUGGCUCAAGGAAUGAUGAGACCGGUUAUGGACCGGUGAAGGGUUCAGUCUGGGGUCCCUAGGAAAACCUCAGAAUUAUCACCACUUCCAAAAGGGAUGGCUCGCCACAUCGAAGCAAUGAGCGUGGACGUGAUCGCGGUUGAGCCAAGCUCACCAACUCCGUCCUUGAUGUCCCCAUUCCUUUUGGAUCCCUCUAGUCGCACGACUCAAAUGUGCUGCGUAGCGAGACAUGCAGAGCGGGCAGACGCAGCCUAUGCUUUAUACAAGGGUGCACCUUAUGUGCAGUCAGAAGAAUAUCGAGAACAUCCGUGGGAUCCUCCUCUCAGCGAUGAUGGUGAGCGUGGAGCGCUAGACCUUGCUGCGGAGAUUAAACAUGUUAUCCAAAAACAUGAGACGACCAUUCACGUGGUGGUCACCUCUCCUUACCUUCGCUGCACGCAAACGGCCUCCGUGAUCUGUCGCGAGCUUGGGCCCUCGACCAUUUUGAUGUUCGAUGCCUCCUGUGGAGAGAUUUUUGGUAAAGACAUCUUCGGCCCAACGCAGCCGGAACGCCUCCACCGGGAUUUCAGCUCGGUCUUGGAGGACUGUAAGGCUCGUGGGGUGACGAGGAUUGCACCACUGUGUGUUGGGGCAAAGCCACAGUGGCCGGAAACCCUUCAAGACGGCCGUCAGCGCUUCAACGAGACCUUCCUGGCCUACGUGCACCGUGGCACUGAGAAGAUGCGGAACUUCUUGGUGGUGACGCAUGGAGACUGCGUCGCCGCUGCCGGCACCUUGCUUCCGGGCAACCAGGACAUUGCCAAGGUGCACCCGGGUGCCGUGCUCAUGGCUCAACGCUUGAGACCCAUUGGGCCCGGCCCAGGUGAUACCUGGUCAAUGAUGAGCUCUGAAAGGAGCGACGACAAACGCACGGAGAAAGCCGUGUUGAAGUCCCUUUCACGGUCACAAGGCUGGAAAGUGGAAAGCGCCAACAUCGAUUUUUGUUCGACCUCACGCACCAAGGAGAGCGUGAUGAAGCGGAUGGUCGCCAGCUUUAGGAAGUUCACGGCAAGGAGUAAACUGGGUGAGGAUCGAGUGAAGAACCUCAUGAAGGCUUUUUCAGGCGAUCGUCGCCGCGCGGUGAACAGCGUCGCCACGCUGUCGCCGGUGAGCGCCGCCUCGUACGGCUCCUAUGGAAGUGACCCAGCGCUAUGGAUUUUUUCCUGUGAGGAGGGCGAUAACUUGUCCCGGAUGCCAUGCUUCCGGCCCGCGUGGAUCAAGGCCUCUGGCGGAAGACGAUCACCCACGCGGGGCAACUCUCCUACGGGAUCCAAGUCGCCUCGGUCGCCGCACAAGCUCCAGGUGGGCCAUUGGCACAAUCGAGGGGAAGAGCCCAAAAGUCCAGUGCCAGGGCCGAAGACCUUGCGGUCUCUGAUCGCUGGCAACCACGCACCGACGGGGUCGACUAGUACGCAGCUGCCCUUUGGGAAUUUGGAGGACGUGGAUAGCUCGGAGAGCAAAGGCUCGGACAAGACGCCCAAGACCCCCGACCGUGUCCCGGACCGUGACGGUCCGCGGGUCUCCGGUGGGAAGAAGGCCUACUUGCAACUGCCAGUUGCGGGACUGAAACGAGGAGGAGGAAUCAAAGAUAUGUCAUCGUCGCCCUUGUGGCGGCGGCGCCAGGGCCAGAAUAAGUCCGAAAGUCAGGCUUCGACAACGAUGUCCUUGGUGGAAGUCAUGAAUGCCCAAGCUGAUCGUGGGGUUAGCUUGACCGAGAUGUUGAGCCCGCGCGACAGCAGUCCCUUGCCGCUGAAGGGUCCUCGGCUCCUGCACGGUGGCGCCAGCUGGCAGCUGCCCAUGCCUCCACAAGAACCCCGUAUGAUGGAGUUGCCCAACUGCUUGCCAGAUGAGCUGGACGCCAACGCAUGAGGCUCUAAUCCCCUCCGGAUCCAUCGGAUUCGUGGAUUCGUUGAUGACCCGAGCGGAGAAGGGCGCGAGGGUUCCUUUGGGGG